Messenger RNA from Arachis stenosperma, 1149 nucleotides. RefSeq names its product F-box/kelch-repeat protein At3g23880-like. Gene Ontology annotation, molecular function: protein binding. The coding region runs from base 1 to 1149 and encodes 382 amino acids. The record is from RefSeq and is a predicted model, not a curated record. NCBI's taxonomy places the organism in Eukaryota, Viridiplantae, Streptophyta, Magnoliopsida, Fabales, Fabaceae. The transcript has a single exon.
AUGGCGCCUCAACACCCAACAGCGGCGCUCUUCUUGUGUGAAUUUGUGAUGGAGAUCCUCUCUUGGAUUCCUGCAAAGCCUGUCACGCGACUCAAGCUUGUGUGCAAGUCAUGGAACUCCAUCAUCUCCCACCCUCACUUCGUCAAACUUCACCUUCACCGAUCACCCAAAAAUGCCAUCCUCCUGGUUACGCGAACACCACCUCUCCCCGAGAAAGAAAGAAAACAGGGCUUAGUGUUGAGUAGCGUUGAAUCUUUCAUCCAAAAUCCAUCAUCCACUCUUGAUGCUCAAGAGAAUCGCCACGUUCUACACUUACAAGACUGGGUUUUGGGUUCAUGCAACGGGUUGGUUUGUGUGGCCCAUAUUCUUUUCCACCCCAACAACCAUAAUUGCGAUAUCUUGUUUCGUUUAUGGAACCCUCUCAUAGGGUUUAUUUCAGGGAACUCGCCUUCGCCUUGCUUACGUGUCAAUGGGCAUGAUGCUUUUGGGUUUGGGUAUGAUGAGUCAAGUGACAGUUACAAGGUAGUGACUGCCAGUCGGAAUUCUUCUGGAACAGUAACUGCGCAAGUUUAUAGCUUCCAUGGCAAUUCAUGGAAGAGGGUCAACAGUUUUCCUGCUUUUCCGUUUUCUGCCGAUGAUAAUGGCCACUUCAUCGGUGGAACUCUUAAUUGGCUAGGUCUCCGUAACCCGCAUGGAGAUCAUUAUGAUUGGGCUGCUGUUACACUUGAUAUGUUAAUGAUUGUUUCUCUUGACCUGAAAUCGGAUACAAAUAAACAGAUUCUGCUUCCAAAGGGUAUCGAUGAGAUGCCCCGUGAAGAGCCAACUCUGGGAGUUUGGGGAAAUAGCCUGUAUCUUCUUCAUGAUUACAAGAACACUCAUUUUAUUGCAUGGCAAAUGAAGGAGUUUGGAGAUGAAAAUUCUUGGACUCAAUUACUAAAGAUUAGUUUUCACUAUCUCGAUGUUGAAACGCUAUGGUUACCGGAGUUUAUAUUUGAGAAUGGAAAUAUCUUCAUGUUUAUGGGCAGGCAUCGUUUUGUGGAAGUUUUUUAUGACCGAAGAGAUAAUAGUGUUAAACGCGUUAAUAUCUCGGCCAACAAUUGUUACAUGGAUGCAUUUGAUUAUGUUGAGAGCUUGGUUCAGCCUUGUUAA